AUGGAGCAACCAGCCAACACCAAUUACAACCAAGGCUUGUGGAAAGAGAUUCCGUGGGAUUUCACCGAGGACUGCUCGCUCUCGUUAGGCAGCACCACCUUCCUCAUCGUAGCCUACAGUGCAGUUCUGGCACUAGGUCUCGUCGGCAACACCUGCCUGGUAUUCGUCAUCGCCAGGCACAAGGAGAUGCGCAAUGUCACCAACAUUCUCAUAGCCAAUCUGUCCUUCUCUGACAUCCUGAUGUGUAUCGUGUGUCUACCAGUCACGAUUAUCUACACGCUGAUGGACCGCUGGAUCCUAGGAGAGACUCUUUGCAAGCUCACGCCUUUCUUCCAGUGUAUAUCAGUCACUGUGUCCAUCUUCUCGCUGGUCCUCAUCGCAUUGGAGCGCUACCAGCUCAUUGUUCACCCCACCGGAUGGAAGCCCAUGGCCAGGCAGUCAUAUCUAGCGGUAGCGUUCACCUGGAUUACCGCCUGUUUAAUAUCCGCGCCUUUCAUCAAGUACAGCAUCCUCACGUUUCCUCUCGAUAACCUCACUGUCCCAUUCACAAUCAAUGAAAAAUUAGUUUGCAUGGAGCUGUGGCCGUCAGCUGAAGCGCGCCUGGCUUAUACCACCUCUUUGCUCAUCUUUCAAUACCUGCUCCCCCUUUUUCUCAUCAUGCUGUGCUAUCUGCACAUCUAUCUGCGGCUGCGCAGGAGGAAGGACAUGGUGGAUCGCGGCAGAAACACCACACAAAAGAAUAUCAAAGGCGCCACGAGGAUCAACGUCUUGUUGGUUUCCAUAGUGGUGGCGUUCGCUCUCUCCUGGCUCCCUCUCAAUAUCUUCAACACGGUGUUUGACUGGAACUACGAGGCCAUCCCAAAAUGCCGACACGACGUCAUCUUCUCCUUCUGCCACCUCAUCGCCAUGGCCUCCACAUGUAUCAACCCGAUCAUCUAUGGGUUCCUCAACAAUAACUUCCAGAAGCAGCUCAAAUCCACCCUGUUGCACUGUCGCUGCUGGGGUGUCACAGAGCGAUAUGAAAGUGUGCCGCUCUCCACUGUUAGCACAGAGGUCACUAAGGGGUCAGUCCUCAGUAAUGGCUCCAACAGCAUCAAUACUUAA
This is a messenger RNA of Nerophis lumbriciformis (worm pipefish), 1104 nucleotides long. The record is from RefSeq and is a predicted model, not a curated record. NCBI's taxonomy places the organism in Eukaryota, Metazoa, Chordata, Actinopteri, Syngnathiformes, Syngnathidae.